Molecule: messenger RNA, 3801 nt
Organism: Suillus fuscotomentosus
Lineage: Eukaryota; Fungi; Basidiomycota; Agaricomycetes; Boletales; Suillaceae
Exons: 2
Coding region: 1-3801 (1266 amino acids)
Source: RefSeq, a predicted model, not a curated record
AUGCCAAACUUGGAUGAAAUCCAGACUUUUCAGCAAAGGCACUUUGUGCCUCCUUCUCAGAAACAUCCUGUGGCCCAGGUUGGCUUCAUCUUGGAUAUAUCUCAGCACUACUGUGUGGCCAUCUUCGAUUAUUGCCGUCAAAGUGCUCAUAUUAUGGGACGCCAUGUGACUUCAGAGGCCAGACCUGAAAUCAGUCCACAAAGUAACUGGGAGGAAUGGCAUGGUCCAUCGUACUGGAAACGCUUGGCCAUCUUGCAUGGCUGGCCUCAUGGAGAUCCUUCUGCUGUACACGUUCAUGAAGAUCCUAGAUUCCGCCUACCAUCAGCAUCAAAUUGUGACUGUGGGCCAAUUGCUUGUUCCAUAUUGGAGCAUUUUCUAGACAAAGGGUUGAGCCACCAUGUAGAUGGGAGUUUGCAGCGCCCAACCAUACCCUGUGGACAUACCACUCGUCUCAGAAUUUUUGAGAUGGUGAAACUCAGCUGUAGACACCAGUGGCAUCACUAUCUAUAUCUUGGUGGCCAUCUUCCAGAUAAUUGGGACCCAACCGAUCGUAUCUCCAAGGCUGCAUUGGAAACCAGAAUGGAAGUACCUCAGCAGAUGGCACACAAUCACCAGGUCAUAGUGACUCAGCUUGCCACUAUGUUAUACAACUGCCCAAACUGCCGUCCAAACCUAACCCAUACCACAACCAGCAUCUCAUCUUCUGGUCUAGCACCAGGGAAUGUAAUCCAGAAUGAUGAAGGUCUGGAUCCGGAUUCUGAAGACCACAAUCCAAUCAGGAACUUCAUCCGGAGUGACCGGAUGACAGACAAUCUGAAGCAGCUCUUGGAUUCCCAUUCAUUGACCUCCAGUACUCAUAUCCGCGAUACGGAUACCAGACCAUCCAGAUGGCAGCCUUUUAAUCCAAGCUUUGAUCAAUACUGGGGUGGACCUACCCUGGAGUCCAUGCGGCCCAUCAUGGAUGCUGGUGAGAUCUGGUCUUCAUCCCGCAAUGCUUGGAUUAGUGCGCUAGGGUCAUCCGUGCUCUUCAGAGACUAUGGUUACAGGAUUCUCCCCAGCUUCUCCCAGAUGUUCUGGUUGGGCCCUCCAGUGGACACCCUGAAUUGCAUGAUGGGCAUUGGAGUAUCUGAUACAUAUGAUCCCAGCUGGCAGGUUUCUCGCUGGAAUAAUGAAGGCUACAGUCUGUCACGUUGCUCCCUAUUUCCUGAUGACAGAACAGUUGUUGCCCGUGAUGUGCGUAUCAUGGGAGCAUCUGAGAUGCUGCUACAUGCCAAUCAGCUGGUUUCAGAGAAUGCUGAGAUAUACGAGACUCUCUUUGUGUAUGGGGCAUAUCCCAUCACAAACCACCGGAUCUCCCUGGACCUGGAGCUUGACAUGGAUAUUCCUGAAGAAAUCAACAUAUCAGUGGACAUUGACAGCUACAUAUGGGUUACCCAAGACUUUCGUCCAGCCCUUAGCAUAGGGAUCUACUUGGCCCCUGUGAUUGAGCAGAAUGCCCCCAUCCAUAAACAUAACCACGUAUAUGUUGACAUUCUCAUGCCCCAAAGUGCUGAGGAUCAGGGCUUACAUGGAGCUCAAAGGAAUGAGUGGUGGACCAAGUCUGUCCCUUUGAGCUCCAUACCUCAUGUGUCCUUUGGAGUAUUGAGCACAGCAAAUCACACAUCCAAUCUUCUCCUCUGCUUUCCCCGCAUGAUUCAUAAUCGUACCAACUCGUCACGGCGCUCCACCCGCAUUCCUCUUGACAUCAUUGAUUUAUUUUGGAAUGAAGUGGUGCUACCUUCUAUAUCUCAGGAGGCGUCCAGUUCUUCCCUGCCUUAUGUGGACACCACGGUGCAUGAGAUCAGAUACAAAUCUCGCAAAGGUGGAUCCAGUCAGCCAGGUAGCCAGAGACCCAAGGCUACUCCGGUCUCCAGAGUUGCAUUUGAAAGGAUUCAAAAAAGGAUGAGGACUCGUAUCAAAGGUCAAGCAAUGCUGGCGCCAUAUGGAUCCUUCUUCUUUGUCUUGGAAGGCAAGGGCAUCAAACUUUGGACCAAGGACGGCCAGGAUGGCAGAUACGACACGCCAUAUCAGGCUUUGAAGGCAAAUUUCACAAACUUGGACUGGGAUUACAUGAUGGACCGGAAUCAUGGAGAACUGUACUUGGACUUGGGCGUGAGCUUCAACCCCACUGGCCAAUUUGUGGGUCUUUGGAGGCUUGAUGCUUUAAAGGCCUCUUUCGAGAAAGGAGGUUUCAGAAAAGGCACUACUCACCAUACCAGCACUUUAGGGCGUUAUGGAGGCAUUCAGGCAGAAAUGAGACAGGCACAUUCACGUUCCAGCCAGAUCUGCUUCAGAUCUGCUUAUCAGUUGUGCUACGAGGCCAUCAGGCCCAACAACAAUGAGCCCAAGUUUGUUUCUGAUAGGGAUGCCUACAAUCUUACCGAGGGCUACCUGAAAGAAUGCAAAUGGACCCAAGAAAUCUACAGCGCAGGUCCUUCCCGCCGUGCUUAUGGAUGUCGUGAUGAAUAUCGGAUGAGUGGACAAGCUGCUUUGGAGGUGCUGCCCCACUUGAAAGAACGGGCCAAAGGUUUUAUGCAGUCCCGACCUAUUCUUUGGAUCCCUUCCCACGUUUGGUUUGGACUCAUGGAUGGUAGGCUGGAGGGCUUGAGGCGUGCCCAAAAAACAUUGAAAUUGGAAAAACCCCUCAACUAUGGCAACAAAACCAGCAUCUUGUGUCAUCUCCUUCGCUGCAUGAGUUCCACACCUAUUGUGAUGGAUCUUCAUCUACAAGAGUCCCUUCGACGUCUGGAUGUUCAAAGAAUUUGUGACCGAGAUGGCAUGCUCUUUCUCUAUGACAUGGAUGAAAAGAUUGUCUCUGAGGACAGUGCUGAUGUCCGAAAAAUCAUGGGUGCCAAUGCCAAAAGCCAUCGCAAGACAUGGACCCUGCCAGAUCCCACGACCAGUUCCAACGACUGGCCUAUUGGUCCACAACCCAGCUGGAAGGAUGUAGUGAAGAUGAUUGAAGAUCAUCCUCAACUUCUAAUGAGGCAUUGGGUUUAUGACCCCAUCUGGGAUCCAGGAGAUUCGGAUGUCGGCCUACUUUUUAUCCAAUUUACACGAGAGUUUUGGUUGCAGCUAGCUGUGGCUCACACCACCAAUAAAUUUGCGGAUGCUGCCAUAAUCAAUCCCAGGAUCUGCAAUGAUCUGGAAGAAGCCAUGACCUGCUGGUCCUUGGAUCGUAUAAAUCAGUGGAUCAUCUCCAUCCAAUUCCAGGCCUGUAGUGCUGGACUGGAGGGAGACAAACCUGGCCGUCCUCAUCUCUCAUUUGUCCAGAGACGUACCACAUUCUUCCCCAGUGAAGACUCUGCACCGUUGCAGUCAUCAAAGUGGAAAACUUAUUGGACAGAGGGGUACAUUGCACGAUAUCAUGAGCUGUGCUCUGGACUAUCUGAAGCACGAUUGCUACAUCUCCAUGAUCGCCUGGACAUACUAUUCGCCAACCUUCAAUGUCUACCGGAUGUCAACAAACCCACCGCCAAAAGUCCUGGCUCUACUUGGACACUAGCUUCUGGUCAUGACAGUAUCAAGAUAGUGACCAACUCGUGUUUCUAUCGCAUACAAAGAAUUGGAGCAUGCAAGCGCACUGCUAAGAGGCCUGCUGUCCUCAAAAGACCCCUAGACUUUCGAGCAGCUGUCAUGCAAAUGCAGGGACGUGAUCCCAGGAGGAAUAAACCAAAAAACACAAAGAAGACUCAGAUUGAUCGACGUUCUACGAAGGCUAAGAAUUCUAGAAAGCCACCAAACAGGCCUAUCAAGGUAUGA